Molecule: messenger RNA, 591 nt
Organism: Durusdinium trenchii
Lineage: Eukaryota; Dinophyceae; Suessiales; Symbiodiniaceae
Source: the annotation of a GenBank genome assembly
GUCCUCGCGGAGGAGUUGAAUGACUUGAAGCAACGACGGGCCGCGAUGCGCGCGGCCAACCGUGCAUUGGCAAAGCAGGAGAAGAAUAUGAAAAAACGACGUGGUGGAGCUGCAGUGGUCGCAGCUGGUGGUGGAGAUGGCGCGGAAAGUCUUCUGUGUGAAAAGAUCCCCGGAAUUGUGGCUGUCUAUGCGCGUGUCACUCUCGGAGGUGGUGGAGCUGCGGUGGUAGCAGCUGGUGGUGGAGAUGGCGCGGAAAGUCUUUUGCGUGAAAAGAUCCCCGGAAUUGUGGCUGUUUAUGCGCGUGUCACUUUCACAGGUCAUGGUGCUCCCCCUCCAAAUCUGCCAGCUGGCGCUGCAGCUGGCGUUGCAGGGGAAGGUCUAGACUGUUUGUUUGCUUUCUGCGUGCGUGGAGCUCUUGGCAGACCAGGUGCGAAUGAUGUGGAGGAGGCUGAUGCCAUUUCAUCUGAGAGUGAUCGCGGCGAAGGCGCGCGGGUGGAUGUGGUUUUGAGUGUGUUGCUCAUGGCCGAAGUUUGCUCUAAAUCAGUUCUCAUUGGAGGCGGUGCUGCUGAUGGUGAUGGUGAGGAAGACUAG